Fonsecaea erecta is the source of this 375-nucleotide messenger RNA. Its product is annotated as V-type proton ATPase subunit F. NCBI's taxonomy places the organism in Eukaryota, Fungi, Ascomycota, Eurotiomycetes, Chaetothyriales, Herpotrichiellaceae. The transcript has 4 exons. The coding region runs from base 1 to 375 and encodes 124 amino acids. Gene Ontology annotation, molecular function: proton-transporting ATPase activity, rotational mechanism. The record is from RefSeq and is a predicted model, not a curated record. Gene Ontology annotation, biological process: proton transmembrane transport. Gene Ontology annotation, cellular component: fungal-type vacuole membrane; proton-transporting V-type ATPase, V1 domain.
AUGGCAGCGCCGGCGUCGGCAUACAAGGACCGGCAAUUCAUUGCUGUUAUUGGGGAUGAAGACUCAGUCACUGGCCUAUUGCUGGCCGGCAUAGGACACAUCACCGACCCUCCAGACUCACAGAAGAACUUUCUCGUGUGUGACGCAAAGACAGAAAAGCCCCAAAUCGAGCAGGCUUUCAACAAAUUUACCAAAGAGCGGAAAGAUAUUGGAAUAGUCCUGAUAAAUCAACAUAUUGCGGAGCAGAUCCGAGACACUGUCGACAGAUUCCAAGAUCCAUUUCCUGCUGUUCUCGAAAUCCCCAGCAAGGACCAUCCCUACGACCCUGAGAAGGACAGCGUUCUACGGCGCGUUAGGAGACUAUUCGGCGAAUGA